Messenger RNA from Phragmites australis (common reed), 1533 nucleotides. Its product is annotated as pantoate--beta-alanine ligase. NCBI's taxonomy places the organism in Eukaryota, Viridiplantae, Streptophyta, Magnoliopsida, Poales, Poaceae. Gene Ontology annotation, molecular function: pantoate-beta-alanine ligase activity. Gene Ontology annotation, biological process: pantothenate biosynthetic process. The transcript is spliced from 4 exons. The record is from RefSeq and is a predicted model, not a curated record. The coding region runs from base 383 to 1324 and encodes 313 amino acids.
GUUGCCAUCUCGCGCGGCAGCGCAGCGCCGCGGCCGCUCGCGAUGCGUUCGACGAAACGCCGCGCCGGGAUGCCGUCUCCUACGCCGCCAUGGUCCGCCAACACCUCGAGUACCUCGACCCCCCGCGCUCGGUGGCGCUCUUCCUUGCAGCGCCCGCGGCUGCUCCCUCUCGACGCCGUCAUGCUCGACCUCGACGGGUACGUCAAAGGCUGGACGCGUCAAUUUCUAUUCGCAGACGUCCCUACCAUGUAGAGGCCUCGGUUCCUCAAGCCUCACACGCUUUCACUUAUCCGCCGCCGCCCCUCCCAUCCUAUCGCCGUGCAUCAUUGUCUCCCCCCCCCCCCCCCUCUUUUCCUGAACCACUCGACUCCAUCUUGCUUCCAUGGCGGCGGCGAACGAGCCAGAGGUGAUCCGUGACAAGGCGGCGAUGCGCGCGUGGUCGCGCCGCCGCCGCGCGGAGGGGAAGGCCGUCGCCCUCGUCCCUACCAUGGGAUUCCUCCACGACGGCCACCUCUCCCUCAUCUCCGCGGCGGCGGCGGCCUCCGCCGGCCCCGUCGCCGUCGUCGUCUCCAUCUACGUCAACCCCAGCCAGUUUGCCCCCACCGAGGACCUCGCCACCUACCCCUCCGACCUUGCUGGGGACCUCCGCAAGCUCAGCGCCACCGGCGCCGUCACCGCCGUCUUCUGUCCCCUGGACCUCUACUUCCGCGGCAGCGCCGGCCGCCCUACCGGCGCGUCCGCCGGCGCUGUCUCCUGCCUGGAGGAUGCCGGUGGGUCUGGGCACGAAUCGUGGAUUCGCGUGGAGCGGCUCGAAAAGGGCCUGUGUGGGAGCAGCAGACCCGUGUUCUUCCGCGGUGUGGCCACCGUGGUAGCCAAGCUGUUCAAUAUCGUGGAACCGGACAUCGCUGUGUUCGGGAAGAAGGAUUAUCAGCAGUGGCGCAUCAUCUGCCGGAUGGUUCGUGAUCUUGAUUUCGCCAUAGAAAUAAUUGGCUCAGAAAUAGUUCGAGAAGCUGAUGGUCUUGCUAUGAGCUCCCGCAAUGUACACCUAUCACAUGAGGAAAGGGAGAAGGCAUUAUCCAUCAGUAGAUCACUGGUGAAUGCCAGAACUGCUGCCCUGAAUGGAAACAAUCAUAGCCAACAAAUAAAACAUCAAAUAGUGCAGACGCUUACUGAAGCUGGCGGUCAGGUCGACUAUGUUGAGAUCGUAGAUCAAGAAAGCUUGGUGCGUGUGGAGAAAAUCGAUCGUCCCGUCGUCAUCUGUGUCGCCGCAUGGUUUGGAAAGGUCAGGUUAAUUGACAAUAUCGAAAUCCAGACAGCAUCCUGAGAUUGAGGUGGCUCAGUUUCUGCCUGCUUUGGCAUUGAAGAUGCAAUGCAGUCACGGCUUCUUUCUUUACCGGUCCAAAUUCCGAUACACUUUCUUGUUUCAGUACCUGACUGACUGGAGUACAUGUUCAUCCUUAGUAUUGACUGUACAAUCACAUAUAAUACAGAGCUGAUACAGUCCUUAAAGAGUGCGUUUAACUGUUGUCAGGA